AUGAGUUUGCGUCUAGGAAUAAGAUCAUGGGCACUUCGUCCAUCAAAUAUGUUAUUGAAAAACAAGGCAGUGAGCUCAACAAGGCAAUUGAACAUGAUAAGGCAAAACUCAACCAAGGCAACCAUAUACGAUCAAGUCACAGGUAAAACGAUACCACUUGCUGAUCCUGAACAUCCAGAAUGGGCUGAUUACAAGAACCCGCCAGCUAUCUUGGCUCAAAAGAAAGACCCAUAUGUGAAAUAUGACGACCAACAAAAUAGAAGAAACUUGAACGAUCCCGUUAAUAUGGAUGAAGAUCUUUACGAUAUCUGGUCACCAGAUUACUAUGAUUUUGUUUCCGACUCAACUGCCUUAAAACACAACGGUAUUUUCUUUGGCCUACUUUUUGGUGUUGCUGGUGUUGUAGCCUACUUCCAGUUGAACCCAGAAAAGCCAGCUAUGAUUAGAUCAUUUCCAUACGAUGGAUUGGCUGAUGCUUUAGGUGCUACUUCGAAAGAGGAUGCUGCGUUUUACCAAAAUAAACCAGACGUUGAUGCUGAAAAGGAAUGUGGUGUAUUACCAGAAGAGUCUGAAGUUGCUUCAAACAGAGACUCCUAUGAAAAGAGUAAUGCUUCAUACAUAAAAGCUUGA
Molecule: messenger RNA, 630 nt
Organism: Lodderomyces orthopsilosis Co 90-125
Lineage: Eukaryota; Fungi; Ascomycota; Pichiomycetes; Serinales; Debaryomycetaceae
Exons: 1
Coding region: 1-630 (209 amino acids)
Cellular component (GO): mitochondrion
Source: RefSeq, a predicted model, not a curated record